GUCAAAUGAAGGUGAAAGUUUUGGUCGGCGAAUUGCAUAGCGCACGCUUGUUUCUGUUAUUGUUGUAUUUUUGAUCAAUUUUUAACAGAAAUACUAACUCAAAACCCUCCCCGACAAUCUCCCAAAACUGCCCGUGAAGCUGUGGAAAUGAGUUUCAAGUAUGAAUGUGCCGACUUCUCGCAAUUUCAGGAACAGCUGAAAAAGAUGCGCGAUCUUGAUGACAAAAUUAUCUACGCCCUCAACACAUCCAUACCGACGGAAUCGUUCAAAGGUCAGGUGGAUGCUGAAGCAAAGUGUCGUGAUCUGCACGGUCAGCUUGAGUCAGGCUACAACCACCGGCAGGAUGCGAUAAAGAAGUGUAUCGUCGUGUGUGCCGAUACGGUCAAAACGCUCAAAGACAGACGGGAGGAAAAUAAGGAUGACAUUGCACUGAAUAAGCAGUUCAAGACGGAACAGCGCAAACUACGAUUACUGCAAGCGGAGCUCAGCGUGGAGGAUAUUAUUCGGGAAAGAACGCAGAAAACGUUUCGUGAGCGUUGUAGGCUAUUUUUCCGUUUCGAUUCACUUUAA
Molecule: messenger RNA, 570 nt
Organism: Anopheles maculipalpis
Lineage: Eukaryota; Metazoa; Arthropoda; Insecta; Diptera; Culicidae
Gene: Ccdc58
Product: protein MIX23
Exons: 3
Coding region: 148-570 (140 amino acids)
Cellular component (GO): mitochondrial intermembrane space; mitochondrion
Source: RefSeq, a predicted model, not a curated record